This is a messenger RNA of Fibroporia radiculosa, 1623 nucleotides long. RefSeq lists its product as uncharacterized. NCBI's taxonomy places the organism in Eukaryota, Fungi, Basidiomycota, Agaricomycetes, Polyporales, Fibroporiaceae. Gene Ontology annotation, cellular component: endoplasmic reticulum; membrane. The record is from RefSeq and is a predicted model, not a curated record. Gene Ontology annotation, molecular function: 1-acylglycerophosphocholine O-acyltransferase activity; 1-acylglycerol-3-phosphate O-acyltransferase activity. The coding region runs from base 1 to 1623 and encodes 540 amino acids. The transcript is spliced from 9 exons. Gene Ontology annotation, biological process: glycerophospholipid biosynthetic process; lipid modification.
AUGGAUGCCCUCUUCAUAUCGUUGGCUUCGCUUGCAGGAGCCUCAGUCGAUCAGGUCAAGCUUAUAUCGUGUCUCUUGAUCUCUUAUCCUUUGGGCAGCAUAUUCGUCCGAAUACCAGUCUCACGGCCGAACCUACGACACCUAUUUAGUAUUAGCGUAACCUCUUUCUAUCUUCUGGGUAUUUUGAACAUCCCGUUCGCAUACUUUCAACUUCUCGGUGACAUUCUGGCAACCUACUUUAUUGCGGGAAAUGUCAAAAGUCCUCGCAUGCCUUGGAUUGUUUUUGGAGUAAUAAUGGGACACCUUACUUUGAAUCAUAUAAUUCGAGCGAUGAAUAACUUGAGCUACGAGACAUUUGAGAUCACAGGUCCACAGAUGGUGCUGACGAUGAAGCUGACAACGUUCGCAUGGAAUGUACUUGAUGGACGAAGACCUGCAAAAGAUCUAGACAAGUGGCAGACAGAAAAACGUGUCACUACGUAUCCCUCCUUGAUCGGGUUUCUCGGUUAUUCACUAUACUUCCCUGGAUUCCUUGUCGGGCCAUCUUUUGAGUACGCAGCCUACGACACCCUGGUUAAUGGCAGCCUAUUCCAAUCUUUGGAACAGGAAACUGAGAACGCGGGCCGAUUCCGGAAAACACUAGUCCCAAAGGGACGAAAGCGUGUAGCGUACUCCAAGAUGCUUAUAGGACUGGCGUUUUUGGGCUCGUAUGUAACCUUCGCCGGAUCGUUCAAUCUAGGCGUGACUAUAGAAGACUGGUUCGUUCAAAGGAGCCUAUUAUAUCGUAUUGCUUACCUCCAAUUAUGUGGGUUCUUUGAGAGGACAAAAUAUUAUGCGAUCUGGAUUCUUACAGAGGGUGCAUGUAUUCUCACUGGUCUUGGAUUUACUGGCUUCAAUGCGUCUGGAGGAUCGCGCUGGGAGGGAGCCGCAAACGUGGACGUGUUGAAAAUUGAGUUUCCACCGAACUUCAAGGUCUUGCUGGACUCAUGGAACAUGAAGACAAACGUAUGGCUCAGGGAAUGCAUUUAUAAGCGGGUAACCCCCGCAGGAAAGAAACCAGGCUUCCGUAGCAGCAUGCUUACAUUUACAACCAGUGCUUUCUGGCACGGAAUAGCAGGAGGAUACUAUUUGACAUUCUUUUUUGCCGGGUUUGUCCAGACAGUUCAGCGUCUUUGUCGACGUCAUCUUCGUCCUUUGGUCCUGCCUGCAUCAUAUGUUUCAGACCGACACGCCCCUCAACCCCCGCAGACACCUUUGAAACGCAUAUAUGAUGGUCUGGGUAUUGUAGCGACGGUGCUGAUCCUCAACUAUGCCGCCGCGCCCUUCAUGCUUCUAACGGUACGAAAUUCGUUCAUGGCAUGGUCUCGUCUUGGGUGGUACGGUCAUUGGGCGAUUGUGGCCGCACUCGCAUUCUUCUACGGUGGAGGAGCAAAGUGGUUAAAGAACACGCAGGCGGCAAGAGCCGAGGGAGCAAAAAUAUCGGAGGAGAAUCUGUCGAUUAGUCAGGGAGCUGAAAACGGGACUGUUGCCGACGACCAGGGAAAAUCGCUUGUUCUGCCACCGUAUGACGAUGCGACAACAGGGCUGGAGGAUGCGAGGAUGGGCCGUCGUGUGACAGACUAG